GUUUUUGACUAGAUAUCGAUGAAUAUCAACAUCUCUAGCAACUCAUCAAAACAGCAGCUGAUCAGCUGUAUUUCAAUUUCAGUAUUUUGCAAUCAUAUUUGUGUUUUAUUAUUAAUUUUGUACUAACAUUUUUAUUAUAGAUUUUCAAUACCUAUUCAAUAAUUGUUACAAUUCACUAUCAUAUCUGUCUGUAGUGAAUACAAUGAAUAUAUUACGGAAACUUUAUAACUUAUCGUCACCGGGAGUUUAUAGAAACUUUUCCUUGUCGUCAUCAAAUAAUGCAAGUUAUUCGUGUAAAUUACUAGUAGUAGGUGGAGGUUCUGGAGGCUGUACUAUUGCAGCCAAGUUUGCGAGGAGACUCAAGAAGGAUGCUGUUAUUGUACUGGAACCCAGUAGCGAUCACUACUAUCAACCCCUGUUCACGCUAGUCGGCGCAGGCGUGACCAAAGUGGCAGAUACUCGAAAAUUAGAAGGAAGCGUGUUACCCACUAAUGCAAAGUGGAUAAAGGAUUCAGCUGACUGUAUCGACCCUGAAAAGGGAUUUGUUACGACGAGAGAGGGUCAUGUCAUAAAUUAUGAAUACAUUGUGAUUGCUGUGGGCUUGCAGAAUGAUUAUGCUAAGGUUCCUGGCCUAAGCGAAGCUUUAGAGGAUAACAAUAGUUGUGUAUCAACAAUAUUCGCCCCUCAGUACUGCGGGAACACGUGGCGAGAUCUGCAGAAGUUCAACGGUGGCGAUGCUAUAUUCACGUAUCCUGAUUCUCUGAUAAAGUGUCCUGGUGCUCCACAGAAGAUCGUGUACUUAGCUGAGUCAUACUUUACAAAGACGAAUGUUCGAUCUAAGUCGAAUGUCAUCUAUAACACGUGUCUGCCAGUUAUAUUUGGGGUUAAGAAGUAUGCUGAUGCAUUGCUGAAGGUUGUCGAACGGAAGCAAAUCAAGGUCAACUACAGAACCGUGCUCAAGGAAGUACACCAUGAUAGAAAGGAGGCUGUAUUCGUCAAUGCUGAUGAUAAGACGAAGGAAACCACGAUGCAAUACAACUUGCUUCACGUGGCGGGGUACCGUGUGUCGACAAACAUAAGUUCUGAUUUGACCGUAACAAUCCUACCUAAUAAUAAUCAUGGUCUAGCGUGUCCGCUGCUCACUUCGUACAGCACGUGCAUACUGGCGGAGUUCUUAUAUGACGGCGUGCCAAGGGAAACACUACCAUUUGACCAGGCGAGGGAGAGCACGUUAGCUUUCUACAUGAAAAAGGAUCUAUUCCCUUUCCUGUAUUGGAACCUAAUGCUGAAAGGAUACUACCACGGUCCAGAGUUCAUAAGGAAAAUCAUCAAUCCAUUCGCUAAAAUGGGGAUUAUUUUUAAUAAUCUGAGACAUUGUGGCAGAACCCUACGUUACUACAGUAAUGUGGUUCCGUGUACAAAUGAAUACAAAUGUAAAUUACUGGUUGUCGGCGGCGGGACGGCGGGAUGCAGCGUCGCAUGGAGGUUCUCUAGAAAGUUAUACAACGACGAUAUCAUUGUACUGGAACCUUCUAAGGUUCACUAUUACCAACCACUGUUUACAUUGAUUGCGGCCGGAAUUCGACAAUAUGGACAAUGUCAAAGACCAACGAAGUCUGUUUUGCCGCCCCGUGUGCGGUGGCUCGAAGAUUGUGCAGAGGAUUUUGAUCCUUGUAACUGUAUUGUACAUACGAAAAACGGACAUAAAAUACGAUACAAGUACAUGGUUAUUGGCGUUGGGUUGAAGAAUGAUUAUCAUAAGAUUCCAGGUCUAGUGCGUGCAUUGAACUAUCACAACAGUGGUGUCUCCACAAUCUAUUCCCCGGCGCACUGCGUCAAAACAUGGUGCUGCCUUAGCCGAUUCAAAGGUGGGCACGCAAUCUUCACAUUUCCCAACUCCGGUACCAAGUGUUCAGGGGCUGCACAAAAGAUUAUGUACCUGGCUGACGAUUAUUGGAGACAGCAUAAUAUUCGCCACCUAACCAACAUCACGUACAAUACUGGCGGUGAAGCUAUAUUUGGUGUGUCCAAGUAUGCCGACGCACUGACUAAGGUAGCUGGAUGUAGGAAUAUCACAGUCAAUUGCUGUACCAACUUAGUAGAAGUCUCGGAAGAUGGAGCUGUGUUCGAGAAUUUGGCGGGAAAGAGUAUAACCCUGCCGUACAACCUGCUCCACGUAACACCCCCUAUGUCGCCGCCAGCGUGCCUGAUGCGGUGUGAAGACCUGAUCACGGAGAAGGGUUACUUAGAUGUCGACAAGUACACUUUGCAGCACACCAAGUAUGCUAACAUUUACGGCGUCGGCGACUGUGCCAAUACGCCUAAUAGUAAAACUGCAGCCGCUGUUGCCGGUCAAAGCCACGUCGUGGAGCUUAACUUGCUUAAUACAAUGGAGGGCAAGGAACUGACGGCCAGAUACAACGGGUAUGGAGCUUGUCCCAUGCUCACUUCCUACAACACGGGGAUACUAGCAGAAUUCCUCUAUGACAGGAGACUGUGCGAGACGUUCCCUUUCGAUCAGAGCAAAGAACGUCGAUUAUUCUACUACAUGAAGAAGCAUUUAUUCCCAUUUCUUUAUUGGAACAGACUGAUAAAAGGCAAAUGGGACGGACCCGCCGCACUACGUAAGAUGAUAAACCCAUUCGGACGAUGAUAAUUAAACAAAAUGAGAAAAUAGAAAAAUAUUUAUAUUUAUAUUAAAUUACUCUAUAACAUAUUUUCUUAAAACUAAACUAUAUUUACACAAGUUAUAUAAAUUUUAUUAGGAAUCCUCUGAUGUAUUCAAUUAAUUUUUAAACAGUACAAUAAAAAAAACUUAAUAAAUAC
This is a messenger RNA of Achroia grisella, 2826 nucleotides long. RefSeq lists its product as uncharacterized. Gene Ontology annotation, molecular function: FAD binding; sulfide:quinone oxidoreductase activity. The transcript has 16 exons. Gene Ontology annotation, cellular component: mitochondrion. Bases 203 to 2653 code for a protein of 816 amino acids. The record is from RefSeq and is a predicted model, not a curated record. Lineage: Eukaryota; Metazoa; Arthropoda; Insecta; Lepidoptera; Pyralidae.